AGCUUACAGGGCCCCAAAAUGGUGUCCCGGUCAAUUUAUUUAGUUUUUUUAAUAAUAGCAGCUAGUUCUGCCUACGUUUUAGUGGAAAACGACGACCCAGAAGAAAGCGUGAUAUGGCCGUCCGAAUAUUCUUAUAAAGCUGAAGAUAUCGACCUGGUUAACGCCUUCAUUGAGAACUUCCAAGUUUGGUACAGUGCCGAGCACAACAGGUCUCGCAUCGACUACAACAAUGGCACCAACAAAAUAUACUACAUCGCCGAGUCUGAUGACGACAUGGGAUAUCAAUACGAGAUCCACCCAAUCACAACUGAAACUGUGAGGAACGAGAAUAUCUGCAUCCAAAGCUACUCUGAGGGCGAGCAGCGUGAUUUCUUGCCGAAUCUUGAUGGCUACGAAUAUUCGCAUGAGGAACUAGAAAAUGGCAGAACAGUGCGAGUGUGGAUAAAAGAAGAAGAGUCAGAAGAUGAAGAGCAUGUUACUGUCAAAUCAACGAUGUACGUGUACAGGACCGACUACGACUUCGACGUGCCUGUCAAGGUAAUCGCCAAAGCCCUGAACCUUGUAGACGGCUCCAUCCAAGCCAACAUGAUCAGGAACUACUUGCAGUUCACCUUCAUCGUUACUGCUGAUGAAGUCACCCUGAAAGAUGAAGACUGUAAUGAACCAGUUGAUGAAAAUCCCGAGUUUAAAGCCAUCAUCGAUCAUUUACAUCCUCAUGACCCUGCUCAUGUAGAGAAGGCAUUCCACAGUUACAAAAAACAUCACGGCAAGACGUACAAGCAAAAUGAGCAGGCAAUGAGGAAAGCCAUAUUCCACAAGAAUUGGAAAAUUAUCCGCGCUCACAACCUCAAAAACCUAGGCUACAAGAUGGAGCUGAACGUCUUCGCUGACCGCACCCCAGAGGAGCUGAAUAUCCUCGCCGGCACUCGGCCUUCGUCCCCCACGGCGGUGGGGACCAUGCCCUUCCCCCACUCCGACGAAGAAAUAAAGGAACUGGCCGAGGAUCUCCCUGACAGCUAUGACAUGAGGUUCCUGGGCUAUGUUGGACCUAUCAAGAAUCAAGGUGAAUGUGGAUCAUGUUGGGCAUUUUCUACCACCGCCACCGUGGAGGGAGCACUGUCAAAGUCCAAUGGAGGCCGCAACGUGGAUCUCAGUGAACAGUCACUGGUAGACUGUGCUUGGGGCUUCGAAAAUAGUGGCUGCAAUGGUGGUCAGCUCGACAAGGCCUACGAGUACAUAUUGAAGCAUGGCAUCCCAUUUGACAGUCAGUACGAAUACAGACAAAAGGAUGGCUACUGCAAGGUUGACAACACGACCGACACCUUCAAGAUCCGGGGCUUCGGACUCGUCACCCCCAGGAACCCAGAAGCCCUGAAGCUGGCUCUGGUGAAGUAUGGACCCGUCUCCAUCGCGAUACGUGCUACGAGAAAUAUGUAUUUGUACACCAACGGAAUCUUCUACGACAUAAACUGCGAUGGCUUACACGUCAACCAUGGAGUAGUGGUGGUCGGUUACGGCGAACGCGACGGUACCCCCUACUGGAUCGUCCGCAACUCCUGGGGCGAAAACUGGGGGCAAGACGGGUACAUCCUCAUGUCAGCUCUAAAUGACAACUGCAAGGUGAUGGACUCGCCUUACUACCCUAUUGUUUAAAUUGAAGUGCAAUAUAUCCCAUGAUAUAGCGGUAGAAGUAAAUAAAGUUACCACACCUCACUUUAUUAGCGUCUUUUUCCUGCGGUUAAAUACCCUCUUUUGCAGUGCAUCUGAUAAGCUUAAUGUAUCGUAUAUGUAUUGCUUCGUUUCAAGUCUUUCUCUUGACUAAUUUAUUUCAGAUUUUUAUCCAUCUACUGGUUAAUGUUAUUUUGUAUGUAUUUCAUAUAUUUCACAUAUUACAUUUAAUGGUCUUACUUGUAUUGUAGUUAUUUAUUUUUAAACUCGAUGCUUCACAAUGGAUUUGCACGAAAAAGGGUGGAGGUGAUUGGUGUACUAUAUUUAUUUCUUGAUACCGCUGGAGGAGAUACUUUGCAAUCUUUUAAUGACCAUGCUAUGUACUAUUUUGGAUACCGAGACUUUAAUAAAUUCCACGUGCAAACUUUAAUAUUUGUUUUCUUUGUUAUGGUAAAUUACGUACUUACUCAUAGGUGACUGUGGAGCGUAGAGAGGCUCCCUCACAAAUGGCUUCGUUCUCUCGAUCUAUUUUCUUGAAUACUUCUAUCACACAGCAUAGAAAAAUAAAUUACAAUAACUAAGCCUUGAAAUAAGAUUUGCUAUAAAAAAAUAUAAUUUUGUGUUAAAGAUAAACUAUGACAUGAAAUUCGACACAACCAGUUUCUAAUUUCUUCAACCAAGUAUAAAAAGGCUACAAUUUAACUUAAAAUGUAAACCUACAUAAGUAGCACAUGGAAAAUGUAUCGCCGUAAGUUGAAUAUACUUUUGACAGUUCUGGCAAUUCUGGCAAUUGUCAAUACCUGUGUCGGUGACGACGUGAAGAAAGAAAAAUGUGGUCCAAGUAACAAUUUCUGCAACAAUCCAGAUGGACAGAAGGCCUUUCAAAGGGAGCAGUUUCUCUUACAUGAUGGACAUGGGCCAGAUCCUAAGAAUGCCGGAUAGAUAUUCAAUAUUUAAGCUUUGGGGGAUCCAGAAAAUAUUUCAUGUUGUCUCUAGAUUUUCUUUUUGAUAUUUUUUAAGACACCGCGCGGCAGACUUUUUGUCAACCGAUAGUUGGGUCAGCUUAUAAUUUGUAUGAUGAAUCGGCCGUUACCAAUCAGUGUAAUGUGCUUCCAUAUAAUGUUCAUACGUGGAAAACCUUGGGGGAGGCCUUUGUCCAGCAGUGGACGUCAUUUGGCUGAGACGAUAAUGUUCAUACUGAUAAAACAACCGACCAACUAUCGGCCGACUAAAAGCCUGCCAACUGCCUUGUCAAACCUCUUUGCUUAAAUCAUAGAGCUGGUUUUAUGUGUCUGACUACUACAUGCCAUAGUAUUAUUUAAAAAAAAGCAUUUAAAAAAGGCUGUCCAAUGUGGUCGUGUGUUAACUUCGGAUGUUUGCCCCCAUUGCAAUAAAAUGGUUCAUGAAAA
Ostrinia nubilalis (European corn borer) is the source of this 3077-nucleotide messenger RNA. Its product is annotated as cathepsin K-like. NCBI's taxonomy places the organism in Eukaryota, Metazoa, Arthropoda, Insecta, Lepidoptera, Crambidae. The transcript has 13 exons. Gene Ontology annotation, biological process: positive regulation of peptidase activity; immune response; positive regulation of apoptotic signaling pathway. The record is from RefSeq and is a predicted model, not a curated record. The coding region runs from base 19 to 1653 and encodes 544 amino acids. Gene Ontology annotation, molecular function: cysteine-type endopeptidase activity; cysteine-type endopeptidase activator activity involved in apoptotic process. Gene Ontology annotation, cellular component: lysosome.